Molecule: messenger RNA, 2735 nt
Organism: Mycena citricolor
Lineage: Eukaryota; Fungi; Basidiomycota; Agaricomycetes; Agaricales; Mycenaceae
Source: the annotation of a GenBank genome assembly
GAACACUCGCUUGACCAUACGCUACCCUCAUGGAACCUCCGCCACCGGCGCCCCCACCACGGUCUCCCCUGCGCCCUCCACCGACAUCUCCACCGUCUGAACAGACUGUUUCGAAACGACAGCAUGCUCUCACGGAGCUGAUCGCUAGCGAACGUGCUUAUGUUUCGGAUCUGGCUCUGGUGCUGGAAGUACACGUCCCACUGGCUGAAGGUCCCAUGUCUCUGGACGACAUUAGGAUAAUCUUUGGGAACAUCGAGGAGUUGGCCGAAUUGUCGGAUGCCUUGGUGGAAGCCAUGGAACGCACGAUGGGGACUGCGCUGGAAAAUGCGGACGCAACGGACGAUAAGAUCGGGGAGCUUUUUCUGCGGUAUGCACCAGAGGUCGAGGCGCCUUACAAGCAGUACAUCACGCGUCAUCCCUCCGCCCUCGCGCACUUGAAUUCACUACCGCAGACGCCCGAGCUCACGGCAUACCAUCAAAAAUGCCGGGACACCGCUUCGACGCUGUCGCACGCCUGGGACUUGGCUUCUCUGCUGAUAAAACCGGUCCAGCGAUUGCUCAAAUAUUCACUCCUACUCGCGGCUAUCAUCGAUGCGACCGCGCCGACGCACCCGGAUCGGCCCAACCUUGUGGCCGCUCGCGCCGCAAUGGAAGAGGUUGCUCAUGCAGUUAACGAGGGGAAGCGGCGAGCAGAGGUUGUGAAAGAGGUUCUAACCUCCCCGAAGAAGCCGCCUACGAUGCUCCGCAUAAAAUCCUUCCGCGCGCCUGCGGAUGUGAAUUCUGAGGCGGCCCGUGUCGACCGAAUGGCCGCUGAGCUCGCCAGAAUCGAUGUGUUCGCGCAGCAGUUCUCGCGAUGUGCGCAGGAAUGGGCCAGGAUGGCGGACACCGCCGCUCACACGCUGCUGGCCUGGGCCAAGGCGUUCGGUGCCGCGAUCGGGCUCUCCGCGACAGUGCGGUCCGAAGCCUUCGAUGCGUUCCUCUCGACGCUGACCGCGAACAUCCUGCCUGCAUCGGCUGCGUUGCUGGCGCAAGUCGCGUCGGACCUGCUCGCGCCGCUCGCGCGACUUUUGGCGACUGCGGCUCAGCCGAGGCAGCUGAUUGCGAGCAUGGUCGAGCACGCGCCGUUGCAUCACCACCUGCUUACGAUGCCCGUGUCAGCCAAGAACCGGCCUCCGCCGGCGCUUCUCACGGCCUCGGCGCACUAUCUCGCACUUCGGGGACAGCUGUUCGCCGAACUCCCCACCUACCUCGCGCUUCUCCACCGGGGACUUGCUGCGCUGGUGCGCCGACUCGCGGCUGUCCAGGCUGGCUUCUUCGGUGUAACACGUGACACGUGGGCCGGGCUGUGGGACAUGCUGCGAGUCGAGGGCGAGCGGAACGGCGGCGGCAGCGAAACCGAGGCCGUCUGGCGGGCGCGGUGGGGCGAUGUGGACGCGGGUCUGCUGUCUCUGGGCAUCUGUCAUCCACUGCGUAUCUCGCAGCAACUGUCGCUCUCGUCCCCAGUCGUGGAAGCCAUCAGCAUCAGCAGCGGCGAGUGGCAGAACACAGUCCCCGGGUCGCCCACAUCUCCGCAGCACUACGAGCGCGCGAGCUCGAGCUCCGCCAGCGUCCACAGCUCGCACAGCGGACAGGCAACUCAAGUCAACAACAUGCUUGCCGCGCUGGAAGGCCCGCGCCGGUCCGGCCAACCGGCACCAGUCAAUGCGGCCGCUACAACUGCGAUGCUCAGCGCCCUGCAUCCGAGUCCCCCGCAGGUCAGCGGGCCGUUCCCCUUGUCGCCGUCUCGGCCUCAUGCUUUGAGCGACACCGGCACCGGCUGGUCCGGGUUCCCUGGCUGGAAUUCGACAUCACGUGGGAAGAGCCCCGGCCGCAGUGCCACAACUAACGGAAAGAAGACCGUCCGAGGCAAGAGUCCCACUCCCACACAGAAGAGCAUGCGUGACGGAGGCCUCGAGCUGGGAGUGACCAUCGCUGAAAUGGGCUGGGACUAUUCUGGAGCCCUGCUACCGCCCAAGAAAAUUAAGGAUCCAGAACGAGAGGAGGAGAAGAUGCGCGAAAAGGAACGGGCGAGACUGAGGAAACUCGAGCAAGAGGAGGAAAAGGCCAGGAAAAAGGAGGAGAAGAAGAAGGAAAAGGACAAAGGCCUCAAGAACAGCAAGAGCGCUGAUCGAGGAUCGUUGGCCAGUUCGAAAUUAGCACUGCUCGAGAACGGCGGGUACGGUUCUGUGGAAAAGAAAAGCAGCCGGUCUUCGAACGGCAAGAAGGCUGACGAACGCGAGCAACGCGGAGUUGCUCGAAGGACCAGUGAUAUCACGAACAACAUGUCCCCCGGCACGAAACGGUCGGUCUCGCGAGGAAGACCGAUUUCCGACGAACCCUCAUCGCACAUGCGCGCCCGUGCGCCGCAGCUCCCUAGACAGACUUCUCCUGGGCCCGAGAACGAGCAGCUCAGGGCACGGCGGUCCACCUGGCUCGCAGCUCCAAUACAAUACUCCUGCCGAGUCAUCCAACCGUGCAAACCCCCCGAGACCGAGUCCUAUUUUGGAUACCCGUUUUUCACACUGGAAGAACACGCUAUUUUUGGUGUGUUGCACGAGGCCGGACACCCAUCGACGCAUCCCCGGCUCCCGCUGUAUGUGGAUGACGGCGAGGACUGUCUGCUGCUGUGCCGCAAUGCCUCGGACGACAUCGGAUGGGUGCUGGCGAGUUUCCUGGCGCCGCUCGCCGCCGACUGA